Molecule: messenger RNA, 537 nt
Organism: Protomyces lactucae-debilis
Lineage: Eukaryota; Fungi; Ascomycota; Taphrinomycetes; Taphrinales; Protomycetaceae
Product: Caleosin
Exons: 1
Molecular function (GO): calcium ion binding; monooxygenase activity
Source: RefSeq, a predicted model, not a curated record
ACUGUGCUUGUGCAACACUGUGCUUUCUGGGACCGAGAUGGAGACGGCAUCAUUUGGCCUCUAGACACAUUCAGAGGCUUUCGUGAACUUGGCUAUAAUCUGCUUCUGAGCAUCAUUGCUGUCUUUGUCAUUCACACCGGCUUCUCCUAUCCUACAAGGCUGCAGCAUUCUCUGGUGCCUGAUCCAUUGUUUCGCGUGUAUCUCGAUGGCAUUCACAAGGCCAAGCAUGGCAGUGACACAGGCACUUACAAUAGCCAAGGUUACUUCCAACCACAAGUCUUUGAAGGCAUCUUCAACCGUUACUCUGCUUCUGGCGACGCACUGACAGUCCGAGAAGUCUUCAACCUCAUCAAGGGUCAACGCGUGGCCAUGGAUCCUUUCGGAUGGUUCGCUGCCGGUUUCGAGUUUUACACGCUUGUGUUGAGCACGUAUGAUGCAAAGUCUGGUGUGUGCCCCAAGGACAGCAUUCGUCGGUUGUACGAUGGUUCCUUCUUUUGGCACGUCAAGCAGUGUCGAGAGACAGGCCGCGGUGAGCAG